Molecule: messenger RNA, 1133 nt
Organism: Hypoxylon trugodes
Lineage: Eukaryota; Fungi; Ascomycota; Sordariomycetes; Xylariales; Hypoxylaceae
Exons: 3
Coding region: 123-1100 (325 amino acids)
Molecular function (GO): acyltransferase activity, transferring groups other than amino-acyl groups
Source: RefSeq, a predicted model, not a curated record
AUUAGUUUAACGGUCCGCCAUGAAAUGCAUUAUUUUAGUUGCAACUCCUCCUUAGCUUUGUUUGUUUUCUUCGUUCCUAAUUAUACGCUCACCUGUUCCAAUUGAAAUUCCUCCACGACAAAAUGUCUACCGACGUGGCCGUAUACACGCAGCCGCCGGAGAACCUCAUCCAACUCCUAACGACAAAUCACCUUCCUCAUGCUUUACCUUUACUAAGGCGCUUGCGGUUUACGCAAUUCCCCGGUGGAAUUUCGGAGCAUGCUCGCAUUAUAUUUGCGUCUGCGACGAAUACACCUGAUAUUGAUUCCGUAGACACGCCUUUUGCGGCUGCGUAUUUAGAUCUUUCGCGUGGGCCAGAGACACAGAUAUGGUUAUAUUCGUCGCUAGAACGGCGCCCAGACGCGCUGGCUUCGGCGGCUAGUGAGGGUGAUAAGAAUGAGAAUGGGAGGGGAGUCGAAGAGCAGAAGGAAGAAGCAGCGGCUGAAUGCGCGCGUCGGGUUCUGCGCCAGGUUAAGAAGGAGCGUGAUGCGUAUUUCGCGAAGGUGGGAGGGGAGCGGUCUUCGACGAUAUUAGCGGGGACGUUGAGUGAAGUACUACGAUUGGCGUUGUUGAACCGCGGUGUCGUGUUUCCGUAUGUGUCUGUUUACGACAAGUGGCUUUUCCGGCUGGAUAACUUGCCGGAUGUGCAGAGCCCGCUUACUACAGAUAUGCGAUGGGAUAAGUUUCAAAGAGAGGAUAUUCCGCUCAUGUUGUCGAGGACAAAUAUUAAUAGGAAGGAACGAACAAUUGUUCUUUUACCAAGUAUGGCCGUUUACCGCGAUGACGGUACGCCUAUUGCUUGGGCCUUGCUGGGCCCCGACUCUUCACUAAGUAGUUUGCACUGUGAAGAAGAAUGGCGUGGGAAGGGUUUCGCAAAAGCAGUGGCAGUCAGGAUCCUGCGGGAACGCCUAAUUGACUUUGAUGGCGAUCAGCAUUGUUGGGCGGAUGUUGCUCCGGACAACCCCAAGAGCCAAAGAGUUUGUAGGAGUUUAGGUGGAAAAGUGGCUUGGUCAAUAUCGUGGAGUACAAUAGAUCUAGAUCAGAGCUUCCCAGACCAAUGAGUAGAAUUUUGGCGAGUUUCGGUUCGCUCACCG